This is a messenger RNA of Anoplopoma fimbria (sablefish), 3127 nucleotides long. RefSeq names its product nuclear factor of activated T-cells, cytoplasmic 2. The coding region runs from base 157 to 2838 and encodes 893 amino acids. Gene Ontology annotation, molecular function: DNA-binding transcription factor activity, RNA polymerase II-specific; transcription factor binding; RNA polymerase II cis-regulatory region sequence-specific DNA binding. The record is from RefSeq and is a predicted model, not a curated record. Gene Ontology annotation, cellular component: transcription regulator complex. Gene Ontology annotation, biological process: cytokine production; regulation of transcription by RNA polymerase II; calcineurin-NFAT signaling cascade. Lineage: Eukaryota; Metazoa; Chordata; Actinopteri; Perciformes; Anoplopomatidae. The transcript has 10 exons.
UGUUUUAAGACGUAAAUCUGAGAAGAAAAGCUGGAUAAUUGUUGGUUUUCUUCAUUAUUUAUCUCAUGUCUACAGCUUCUGUUAGUUGGCGAGUUUGUAAGUUAUUAUAAAAAGAUACACUUGUUGAAAGAAGAUUGAAGUAUUUAGAGCUUGGAGAUGAGUUCUGCAGGUUUGGGCUUCACCGAGGACCUGAGUCAAGACAUCAGCCAGGAGGAGUUGGACUUCUCCGACCUGUUUCUCUAUAAUCCACCUGGAGAGGACUUUCCUGUCGGCUGUGAUAAAGAUGACUCAGGUGCUCUCCUUCAGAGCGACAACCAGCCUCCUCUGCUGGUGGUCGACCAUCACAACGCGUACAUCUCCGUCUCCGACCGGCCAUCCUCCAGUCGGGACGCCUCCUCUCACAGCCCUACCGCAGCUAACCUGUCGGGGUCUGUGUUUGACUCCCUGGGUCUGGCAUCAAGACCGGGGACCAUCCCUGCUCCCAGCCCCAGGAUCGAGAUCACUCCUUCGGGGGACUCUCUCAGCUCUCAGACCCUGGAGAUGAGCCCUGGCACCAAAGCUCUGGUGGCCUACAGGGAGUGUGUGAGCCCUGCCAGUAGUAACUCCUCCACGGGCUGGCCUGCGGAGGCGUACUCUCCUCUGGCUUCACCGUGCGUCUCCCCGUCUAAUGGAGCUGGCAGCGGGAUGGGGUUGUCCAGCUUGGACCUCUGCCCGGGCCUCCAGAGCAUCCACACUUCUUCUGCCCACUCCUCCCCAGGAGCCUCACCUCGCAACAGCGUCACAGACGAGACGUUUCUCCUGCCCCAGCAACAACACACCGCCUCAUCUCUUCCCCACCAACGCUCCCGCUCUGCCUCCCCGCACGGGAAGCGCUCCUACGACCAGUCCCACCCCUGUCAGGGGGCCACUCCUGUCAAGCAGCGCUCCCGGAGCCCCAGCCCCAUCCCCUCGCACCACGAGCAGCAGGGGUCCUACUACCUCCAACAAUACCAGGCCCAACCGGAGUUCCAGCCCCAACCUCAGACCUCCUCCUCGGGCCUGGAGGAGAUGCUGAGCAGCCUCAGCUCCAGCCUGCCCAGAGCUAUACCGUAUGCAGUGGUGCGAGACGCUCACGUGCCGGCCCAGAGACAGGACUGUGUGUACGGAGAGGGGUUUGACCGGGCCUUUGAGCAGGAGAGGAUGGGCAGGGCAGGAGCCGAGGUCAAGUCUGAAACCUUCUAUAUGCUCCCAGCUGUGUGGCCUCCUGCUCAUCCAGUCCACCACGGAGCACUCGGUGGACUCUCCGUGGCUCCACUCCCGUCUCUAGAGUGGCCGCUGCCCAGUCAGUCCGGUCAGUACGAGCUUCUUAUCCAGCAAGAGCCAAGAUCUCACCACAGAGCUCACUAUGAGACUGAGGGCAGCCGCGGAGCUGUGAAGACACCUAACGGAGGGCAUCCGGAAGUUCAGCUCCGCGGGUACCAAGGCACGGCUCCACUGGGGCUGCAGGUCUUCAUAGGGACAGCCGACGAGAGGAUCCUGAAACCGCACGCCUUCUACCAGGUCCACCGCAUCACCGGGAAGACCGUCACCACACCCAGCAUGGAGCGGAUGAUGAACGGGACCAAAGUGUUGGAGAUCCCUCUGGAGCCAAAGAACCACAUGAGAGUGAUGAUUGACUGUGUAGGAAUCCUGAAGUUGAGAAAUGCCGACAUCGAACUGAGGAACGGUGAGACGGACAUUGGACGAAAAAACACACGUGUGCGUUUGGUGUUUCGUGUCCACAUUCCUCAACCUGGAGGCCAACUGCUGUCUCUUCAAGCUGCCUCUCAUCCUAUUGAAUGCUCCCAGCGCUCGGCUCAGGAGCUCCCUGCAGUCGAGAGGCAGGACCUGGACCGAUGCUCGGUGCUCGGUGGGCAACAAAUGGUCCUAACAGGACAGAAUUUCACGUCUGACUCCAAAGUGAUAUUCUCAGAGAAGACACAAAAUGGACAGCAAAUCUGGGAGGUGGAGGCCACGGUUGACAGAGACAAAACACAAGCUAACAUGCUCUUUGUUGAGGUCCCUCCGUAUCGAAACCGGACCAUUUCCCACCCAUCCAAAGUCAACUUCUACGUCAUCAACGGGAAGAAGAAACGCAGUCAGCCUCAGCACUUCAUCUACACCCCUAUGACAGCCAUUAAAGCAGAACCACUGGACGACUACCAGUUGAGGACAUACAUCUACUCAGAUAAUCAGACCCUUGCUGGCCUGUCAAUGAAGUCGCUCUACCAUCCCCUGGAGCAGGAGAGCAACCUUCAAUCUCUGAAUGUUUCUCCACCGAUGUACCAUCUAACCACCGUAGACCCCAGAGCCCACGUCUUAAUCCCUGAUCCACUGGACAACCAGCCAGUUUAUUACCAGUCCAGAGCCAGCACUCUGAUCAACAACCCCGUGCUUUACCACGCUGCAAAUCAGCGUUACAGCAACUGUGGCACCGCCCCCCAUGGUUCUCCGAUGGCUUCCCACCCUUCCUCCACUCCCAGCCCGUGUGUCAGUGUCAGAACACCAAUGGGCAAACUGGGCGAAGGUCCUCAAGUUGGGGAUUCAUUCAAGUCCUGUGUGGCGUCAAGACAUCAGAGUUAUAUGCAGACAGCGCUGCCACUGGGAAAGUCACCACCUUCAAGAUACAUCCAAGGUCAAGCUCAAGGAAAGGCUGGAAGCCGAGUGGAACCUCUGACCCAGAUCGGCUCGGGUAGAGGGAACCUUGAGGAACGAGCUCAUGAGGGUGUCACAGUCAAACAAGAGAAUCUCCCCUAUGCUUACCUGGAGGAUGUGAAUGACAUCAUAAGAAGAGACAUGAAAGGCCACAAUGGAGACUGACCCUGGAGGCCUGAUGUCCAUCAGAUCAAGCAUAAUAUGUAAAAUAUAUAAUCCUGAAUGUCUUGUAGGAAGCUUGUACUUGAUAGAGUGCAAGAAAAAAUGUAGACCUAUAUGUUGACUUUAGACUUUUUAGCCUCAGCAAUGAUAGUAGACAACCUGUUGUAUACCUUAAAUUGUGUAUCUAUUGUGUAUCAACCUGUUUGACUUAUAUUUGUUCAUUUAUUUGUAAAAUUGCUCUUUUUAAGCAUGUAUGAAAUAUUUUAUAUUAAAUAGAAUCUGUUUAUACGAA